This is a messenger RNA of Melozone crissalis (California towhee), 1161 nucleotides long. It is a transcript of the gene TUBA8, whose product is annotated as tubulin alpha 8. Gene Ontology annotation, molecular function: GTP binding; structural constituent of cytoskeleton. NCBI's taxonomy places the organism in Eukaryota, Metazoa, Chordata, Aves, Passeriformes, Passerellidae. Bases 16 to 1161 code for a protein of 381 amino acids. The record is from RefSeq and is a predicted model, not a curated record. Gene Ontology annotation, cellular component: cytoplasm; microtubule. The transcript is spliced from 4 exons. Gene Ontology annotation, biological process: mitotic cell cycle; microtubule cytoskeleton organization.
GUGCCACGGGCCGUCAUGGUGGACUUGGAGCCCACUGUGGUAGAUGAAGUUCGGGCUGGCGCUUUCCGGGAGCUUUUUCACCCAGAACAGCUGAUCACUGGAAAGGAGGAUGCAGCCAAUAAUUAUGCCCGUGGCCACUACACCAUUGGCAAGGAAAGCAUUGACAUGGUGCUGGAUCGUGUCCGUAAGCUGACCGAUGCCUGCUCUGGGCUGCAAGGAUUCCUGAUCUUCCACAGCUUUGGUGGCGGUACGGGCUCUGGAUUCACCUCCCUGCUGAUGGAGCGCCUCUCCGUGGAUUACGGCAAGAAGUCCAAACUGGAGUUUGCCAUCUACCCAGCCCCUCAGGUCUCCACUGCCGUGGUGGAGCCCUACAACUCCAUCCUGACCACGCACACCACGCUGGAGCACUCGGACUGCGCCUUCAUGGUGGACAACGAGGCCAUCUACGACAUCUGCCGCCGCAACCUGGCCAUCGAGCGCCCCACCUACACCAACCUGAACCGCCUCAUCAGCCAGAUCGUGUCCUCCAUCACGGCCUCGCUGCGCUUCGACGGCGCCCUCAACGUGGACCUGACCGAGUUCCAGACCAACCUGGUGCCCUACCCGCGCAUCCACUUCCCGCUGGUGACCUACGCGCCCAUCAUCUCCUGCGAGCGCGCGCACCACGAGCAGCUCUCCGUGGCCGAGAUCACCAACGCCUGCUUCGAGCCCAACAACCAGAUGGUCAAGUGUGACCCCAGGCACGGCAAGUACAUGGCCUGCUGCAUGCUCUACCGCGGGGACGUGGUGCCCAAGGACGUCAACGUGGCCAUCGCUGCCAUCAAGACCAAGAGAAGCAUCCAGUUUGUCGACUGGUGCCCAACAGGCUUCAAGGUUGGGAUCAACUACCAGCCCCCUACGGUUGUCCCUGGAGGGGACCUGGCGCAGGUGCAGCGGGCAGUGUGCAUGCUGAGCAACACCACGGCCAUCGCCGAGGCCUGGGCGCGGCUGGACCACAAGUUCGACCUGAUGUACGCCAAGAGAGCCUUCGUGCACUGGUACGUGGGAGAAGGCAUGGAGGAGGGAGAGUUUGCAGAGGCCAGGGAGGACCUGGCUGCCCUGGAGAAGGACUAUGAAGAAGUGGGAACUGACUCAUUCGAAGAAGAGAAUGAUGGGGAGUAA